Molecule: messenger RNA, 1810 nt
Organism: Effrenium voratum
Lineage: Eukaryota; Dinophyceae; Suessiales; Symbiodiniaceae
Source: the annotation of a GenBank genome assembly
CGACCAAGACCAGAGCCUAGAGCCUGGGCAAUGAAGCCAUGGCCUUCAGAUUGGGCAAGGUUUGGUGCCGCCUCGGGAGGAAGCCAGCAGCUUUCCGGUUUCAGUUGCGGAGCUUCAGCCAGCAGCAACUCAGGGACAGCUUGUCACAGCAUCCUGCGGUGGAACGAUGUGUCUUCAUCGACAACGCGGCGUAUGUGGUCAGAAAACAGAAGUCCCCAAAGGUGGGCAUACUAGACACUGCUGUGGGCGACUGGGAGCUGGAAAAGCACCUUAUGCGGAAGGCAACCGACUGGAGGCUUCCCCAGGAUUUGGUGCCGCAGGUCAGGGUCAUAGAUCAGCUUCCAGCACCGGAGAGCUGUUCAGUCCCCUUCUCGCUUUUGCACAUGGUGCAUGCGCUCUUCCAGGCCGUGGACACCAGCCAGAGCAACCACAUUUGCCUCUCCGAGUUUGUGGAGUUCUGCAGGCCGCUUCAGCUGUUCAACACAGCGGAGGCGAGCCAGGUCUUCUUCAGCAAGCGGUCAGUGCAAACUGCCUCGGAGAUCCUGUUCAGCGAGAACGACAUUUUUAACUUAAACGAGGCCGACACCAACGUCAUGAAGUUUGCCGACUUCCAACAGCUGAUCCUAGAGGCUGGCAUCGUGGACAUGACCUCCUUCCGCGCAGUUGGUGAGUCGUUGAAGGCUCCACUGGUGUCCUUCUUUGUCGACGAGCGGGUUGCCUCUACCUUGAUGACCCCCUGGUUCGCAAUGUACGACGACGAUGGGGAUGGGAUACUCCAACUUGAGGAGUAUGCACGGCUGGUGGCAGAUUACCAGCUGCCCCUCAUGCUGGCAGACGAAGUCUACACGCGGGCGCAGCAAGACAAGCACGGCCUCGACAUCCUCGAUUUCGAGUCUGUGCUCAAAGUAUCGGGUGUGCUUGUCACAGGCACCUCCAUCGAAAAAGACGACGAGAUGGGCAAGUUGUGGCGGGAGAUUGAGCCCUCCCAGAAGUUCCUUGCCCCUCAUCGUGUUUUCAUUGCUGAUGGCCGCUCUGGCACGUCAAUGCCGCAGCAGCCUGGACAUUUGCGUUUCGUGUGCCUCUCAGACACUCAUGGCCAACAUCGUGAACUCUCUUCCAGGCUGCCUCCGGGAGAUGUGCUCCUCCACGGAGGUGACUUUUCCACUGAUGGCAGUCUGGAAGAGGUCUUGGAUUUCUCUGCCUGGUUGCGAUCACUGCCGUAUCAGCACAAAGUUUUGAUUGCUGGCAAUCACGAGCUGACCUUCGACCAGAGCUACACUGGAGGCAGAGUAAAGUCCAAGGAGACGGACGUGCGUUCGACAUUCCUGGCAUCGUUCACAGAGAGUGAUGGUGUCACCUACCUCGAGCAUGAGGAGACUGUCAUUCGUGGGGUCCGCAUCUUCGGCAGCCCCUGGCAGCCAGAGUUCCUGGACUGGGCCUUCAACGCCCCGCGCCAUGCUAUGGCGGAGAAGUGGCAGGCCAUCCCUGCGGGUGUCCACGUGCUGCUGGUUCACGGGCCUCCCUUGGGCCGUGGUGACGCGCUGCUGCCCUCGCUGCAGCGCGGGGGAUGCGCCGACCUGCUGGUGGAGGUGCAAAAUCGUAUUCAUCCGCAGUUCUGCGUCUUCGGACACAUUCAUGAGGGUGCUGGCAUCUCAUUCGAUGGAACGACGCAUUUUAUAAAUGCAUCGUCCCUGAAUGAGCACUACCAGUGCAUUCAUGCUCCGCUGGUUUUUGACGUCCCCAUCGAGGAGUGAGUGUGCCAAGGGUAGCAUGUUGCAUGCCGCGCCUUUGGUUGAUCUUCGCCGGCUGC